Messenger RNA from Pelagomonas calceolata, 2225 nucleotides. The record is from the annotation of a GenBank genome assembly. Lineage: Eukaryota; Pelagophyceae; Pelagomonadales; Pelagomonadaceae.
UGCAGCACAGCAUUGAACGAGAAAAAGCAGUCAUUAAUCGUGCAUUGCUGUUCAAACGCUCGCCACACAACGCUGCUGCAGGCACGGCAGACUCCCAGGCGGUUGCAGCGAGCAGGCACUCCUCACUGCAUUGCAGUCCACAACAACAAAAAGAGACAAGAUGUCGCUCACCGAGGAAGCAGUGGGCAUGGCACCCGUGCAAGCGCAGGUCAUCGAGUGCGUGUUCCGCGAGCGCUACUCGGACUUUGUCGUGCGCGAGGUCGGCCCCGACGGCGCCGUCGCGCGCGUCGUGGCCGAGGCGCCGCCGGCCCACGCGCCCGACGAGGUCCCGGCGGAGGAGGAGGCGGCGGCGACGGCCGCGGGCCUCGCGGCGCUGGCGGGCGGCGGCGCCGACGUCGUCGAGGCGAUCGAGCGCGUGCUGAGCGGCGCCGACCCGGGCCCCGCCGCGCUGCCGCCGUGCUCCGACAAGGCCGCGCGGACGGCGCAGCACCAGUACGCGCGGCGCCUCGGGGCCGCGACGGACACGGACGGCGCCGGUCCCGCGAUGCACGUGCGCGUCUGGAAGGCCGGCGGCUCGCGGAAGCGGGCCCGCGACGGCGGCGGCCGGCAGGACUCGCGCAACGUCUGGCCCGCGGGUCGGCCGCGGUUCUGUCGCUUCGCGCUCUACAAAGAGAACUGCGACACGAUGGCCGUGGUCGGCGCGCUCGCGCGGGCCCUGCGGUGCAAGGCGUCGAGCGUGGGCUACGCGGGGACCAAGGACCGCCGCGCCGCGACGACGCAGUUCGCGACCGCGCACCGAAAGGACGCCCGGACGGUGUCCGCGGCGGUCGCGCGCGUGGCGCGGCAGUUCCCGGCGGUGCGGUGCGGCGGGUUCUCGUACGUGGGCGACGCGCUGCGGCUCGGCGAUUUGAGCGGCAACGCGUUCGAGGUCGCGCUGCGGCGCGCGCGCGUCGCGGGCGGCGACCGGGAGGCGCUCGUCGCGGCGGCCGCGGACGCGGCGCGGCGCGUCGGGGAGCGCGGUUUCGUGAACUACUUUGGCCUGCAGCGCUUUGGGACGGGGGCGACGUCGAACGCGAUCGUCGGCGAGGCGGUCCUGAAGGCGGCGACGGGCCGGGGGGAGUGGAAGGCAGUCUCCGAUUUGAUCCUCGGCGCGCGCGCGCGCGACGAGCCGCGCGAGGUCGAGGCCAAGGCGCACUACGCCGCGGGGCGUCUGCGAGAGGCGGUCGACGCGAUGCCGCGGCGGCAGCGCGUCGAACGCGGGCUGCUGGAAGGACUCGUGCGGCACGGCGCGAACGCGCACCUGUCGGCCUUUGAGACGCUGCCCAAGAACCUGCGGCUCAUGUACGUACACGCGUGGCGGCCCGGCGUCUUUGCUUCUUUUUUUGGAACCUCUCGUCUGGUUCGGACUUCGACGGGCGGCGACAGGCGGCCGUGCGGGACUUCGCACCUCGCGCCAAGGCCAUGCCCUUCGUGGCGUUCGACGGGUCGUACGACGCUUACUAUCGAGCUGGACUCAGAAGUCACAGUCAUCACCACGCUAGGCACCAGUCGCGCGUCUUCAACGCGGCCGCGGCCGCGCGGGCGACGCGGCACGGCUUCGCCGUCGUGGCCGGGGACCUGGUGCUCGAGCGCGGCGGCGAGAGUCGGCGGCUCGCCGCGGACGCGGCCGUGCGCGUCGUGGGCGCGGCGGACGUGGGCGCGUACGCGAUCGACGACGUCGUGCUGCCGCUGCCGGGGCACGCCGUGACGUAUCCCACUUUUGACGGAGCGGAAGACGCGUACGCCGGCCGCCUCGACGACUACCGGUCGGAGAAGCACGGCGAGUUCUCGCUCUCGGGGGCCUACCGGCCGUUCGUCGUGCGGCCCGCGGGCCUGAGCGUGGCAGUCGUGCGGCACACAGACGCCGACGAGCCGCUCCUGGCGACGGACGACCGCGCGGACGCGCCGCCCUUUGUCGCGCCGACGCCGGGCGCGCGGGACGCCCUGGUCGUCAAGUUCCAGUUGCCGUCGAGCGCGUACGCGACCGUGUGCCUGCGCGAGCUGACGGGCCAGUCCUUUUCGACGGCGGCGCACAUCUCGGCGAUGAAUGGGGCGCGCGACGCAUGCCCAAUCUCGUUCUACGAUGAAUAAUGUUAACAUCAGAAAGAAUCAUUCGACGAAUAAAUCUGGACCAGCCGGUAUGAAUGACCUUGCCGCGAUACGGCCCUAUAGCGGUGCGGGCGCGA